Aptenodytes forsteri (emperor penguin) is the source of this 6030-nucleotide messenger RNA. It is a transcript of the gene EGF, whose product is annotated as epidermal growth factor. The transcript is spliced from 25 exons. NCBI's taxonomy places the organism in Eukaryota, Metazoa, Chordata, Aves, Sphenisciformes, Spheniscidae. The coding region runs from base 646 to 4410 and encodes 1254 amino acids. The record is from RefSeq and is a predicted model, not a curated record. Gene Ontology annotation, molecular function: calcium ion binding.
UGCAUUCUGGCUCAGUUCCCUGUAGUAAGGAACUGACCACAUUACUAUUUGCAAACACAGGGUUCACUCAAGUGGUACUAAAAAGAGAAGAGGUGGGGCAAGCAGAGCUUUAAAAAGAAAAGAGGAGUCUGUCUAAGUUUGUAUGUAAAAAGCAACUGCAUAUUGGAGAAGGACGGUACCUGGAGAUCUCGCUCCCUGUACUCCACUGAGGGCUGUGGUGAACAGUUUUCUAAAUUCACUGCUUUUAAGAUUUAAACAGCAGUUUUGCUUGUUGUGAGGAAAUUUGCAGUGAUCCUUGCGAGCAUUGCUUUUAAGCUGUGUUAAAUUUGUGGCAAGAGUGUCAGGCAUUUCAUACUUGGCUUCCAGGAAAAAAAAAAAAAGAAACAAACGAGAGAGAGAAAAAAACCGACGUGUGUGGGGAAGAAAUCUCCCAGGAAUUUCCUCAAGGUUGUAGUCAGACACAGUAAGGGCUAAAGUGACAAGAAAAGCAAGGCAAAGAUAAAACUUGGUAUUGUGAUAAGAUGUCUGAGUGUAAAGUGGGAGAUUGCAGAAACCUUUUGGGAUUACACAUGCUCAUCUUGUCCUGGAUAUGACUGAAUACAAACUAGUUUUUCUCUAGUGACAGUUCAAAAACCCCUCAAGAUUAUGUUUCUCUUGCUUGUUGCUUUUUUGCCAGUGGUUUUUAAAAUUGGUUUUGUCAGCCUCUCAGCUCUGCAGCACUGGAACUGUCCUAAUGGAUACAGACUGAAGACUGAAAACUCUUCUUGUAUAGAUAUCGAUGAAUGCCUUGAAGGCGGUUUGGGAACCUGUGGCCAAACCUGUGUCAAUGUUCCAGGGUCCUACAUCUGCUCCUGUUUGCCCGGCUACACUUUGGAUAUUGACAAAUGGUCUUGCUAUGUGAACGACCCUGCACCAUUCCUCCUUUUUAGCCAUGGAAAUGGCAUCUUUAGAAUUGACACUGAAGGGACCAAUCAUGAAAGAUUGGUAGCUGAUACUGGUCAGUCAACGCUUAUGGAUUUUCAUUAUACAGAAGAGAAAGUGUAUUGGGUAGACUCUGAUAGGCGACUACUUCAAAGAAUUCAGCUGAAUGGCACAAAACGAGAGAGACUAUGUUACAUAGACAAAGGCAUUUCAGGAUUUGCUAUUGACUGGAUAAAUCAAGACAUUCUCUGGGUCAACAGACAGAAAGCAACCAUAGAAGCAACAGACAUGAAUGGGAAGAAACGCCGAGUUCUUCUAAGAGAUGUUGGUCGUCCCACAAGGAUUACCAUUGAUGCUGAGCAAAGGCUAUUAUUUUGGUCUUCAGAUGGUACAGUUUCCAGCAUACACCGAGUGUCCCUCAGUGGAAGUGAUGUGAGAAAUGUUUUAAGAACCACAGAAAAAAUAAAGGCCAUCUCACUAGAUUUGGUUGACACAAGGCUCUACUGGAUCCAACAUGACCAUGGAAAAGAGAUUUCCCAUAUUGGAUCAUGCGAUUAUGAUGGCGGAGCUGUUCGUUUGCUCAAAAAUUCUGUCCGACAUCAAUUGCUUGGUAUGUCUCUCUUUGCCGAGCACCUGUACUAUUCAGAGUUGAAAUCUGGUAUGAUAUGGAGAGCCAGCAAGUAUACUGGAAAAGUUGUAGUCACAAUUAGCCUGAAGCCAUCAUUUUUUCCACCAGUGGAGAUAAAAGUGGUGCAUCCCUUUAAACAGCCAGGUGCAAGAACAGAUUCUCAGGAUUUUGAAAAAGGAACCUGUGAUUUGAACAAAGAAAAGUGCAGAAGAAGAAUCUGCAGGCCUGACUCAAGGACUCAUCGGUGUAAAUGUUCUAGUGGCUUUAUUUUAAGUCGAAAUAAACAGUUUUGUGAAGAUAUCAACGAAUGCGGCUUCUGGAAUCAUGGCUGUACUUUGGGCUGCGUGAACAUCCCUGGUUCCUAUUACUGCACCUGCCCGAGAGGUUUUGUUCUGCUGCCUGAUAGGAAAACAUGUCACGAGCUAAUUUCCUGUACAAGUAACGACACCGAAUGUAGCCAUGGUUGCCUUCAAACAUCUAAAGGGCCUGUUUGCUUUUGUCCUGAAGGAUCUGUACUCAAAAUGGAUGGCAAAGCAUGCACUGGUUGUACAUCUCCAGAUAAUGGUGGCUGUAGUCAGAUAUGUUCUUCUUUAAGCCCAUCGUCCUGGGAGUGUGCUUGUUUUCCUGGAUAUAAGCUUCAGCGAGACAGAAAGCACUGCACUGCUAUAGGUCCUAAGCCAUUUUUGUUAUUUGCAAAUGGCCAAGAUAUCCGCCAGAUCAGUUUUGAUGGCACAGAUUAUGCAAGUUUACUUGACUGGCAGAUGGGAAUAGUCUUAGCACUGGACUUUGACCCAGGGGAAAAUAAGAUUUACUUUGCCCAUACCGCCUUGAAAUGGAUAGAACGAGCUAAUCUGGAUGGCUCAAAUCGUGAAAAAGUUAUUCGUGACGCUAUAGAUAUACCCGAAGGCCUUGCUGUGGACUGGAUUAACCGUAAAUUGUAUUGGACAGACAGAGGGAAGGCAUGCAUCGAAAGGAGCAAUCUGAAUGGAAUGCAAAGAAAAAUGAUCAUCUGGGAGGAUGUCUCCCAGCCCCGGGGGAUUGCCAUUCACCCAUUUGCUAAGAGAUUAUUCUGGACUGACAUGGGGGUCAGUCCCCGGAUUGACAGCUCUUCAUUAGAAGGCAUCGAUCGCCAGGUUAUAGCCAGCACUGGUCUGGUGUGGCCCAGUGGAAUAACUCUCGACUACUUAGCCGACAAGAUGUACUGGUGUGAUGCUAAGCAGUCGGUGAUUGAGAGCGCAAACCUGGACGGUUCUGGUCGUCGAAUUCUUGCACAGAAUGAUGUAGGCCACCCUUUUGAUGUAGCGGUGUUUGAGGAUCACCUUUGGUUUUCUGACUGGGCUAGGCCAUCACUAAUGAGGGCGGACAAGAAGACCGGCCAAAACAGGGUACGUCUUCGAGGCAGCAUGCUGAGACCCUCAUCAAUGGUUGUAGUUCAUCCUUUGGCGAAACCAGGGGCAAAUCCUUGCCUUUACGAGAAUGGAGGCUGUGAUCAGAUCUGUGAAAACAAUUUUGGAGUCGCCCAUUGCAUGUGCCAUCCAGGAUUUGGGAAAACUCAAGAUGGAAAAAACUGUCGUGCUCUGGAUGCUUCCAACACAACAGCAGGAAGUGUCUCUGUGCACAAGGAGGUAGUGCUGAUGCCAACACCAGAGACCUUGCUCCGGAGCACACAAAACAGUGGGAUAUUCAAGAAUAUGGACAGUGGGGAAAAGCAGAAAAUCAGCAUUUUGUUGAUGGCUGAAAUCAUGGUAUCAGAUCAAGAUGACUGCACUGCGCUAGAAUGUGAUGUCAAUGCACAGUGUGUUUUGCUGGAAGAUGGUGCUAUGUGCCAGUGUUUGAAAGGAUUUACCAGGAAGGGGAAAUCAUGCUAUGAUGUUGAUGAGUGUGCUGUAAAUAUGGACCGUUGUAAUCGAAACGUGUCGGGCUGUAUCAAUACGGAAGGGGGCUACGUCUGUAAAUGCCUGGAGGGCUACACUGGAGACGGAGUCCAUUGCUACGAUAUUGAUGAGUGCAAGACGGGGUCCCACAGCUGUGGAGAGAACAUAACCUGCACAAAUACAGAAGGAAACUUCACUUGCUCGUGUGCUGAUGGUGCUUCUGGAACUGGCAUAGGUUGCAAAUCUACUGUGUCCCCCACUGUUGUCAGCAAUGAAUACUCUACACGCCCUGUGCAAGGCGAUUCUGUAGGAUGCCCUCCUUCGUACGAGUCAUACUGCCUCCAUGGUGGAGUGUGCAAUUAUGUUUCUGAUCUACAAGACUAUGCCUGCAACUGUGUGACGGGCUACGUCGGGGAGCGAUGCCAGUUCAGCGAUCUGGAGUGGUGGGAGCAGCAGCACGCCAAGCGGGUGAAGAUGCGGAACAUCACCAUUGCAGUGUGCGUAGCAGUGCUGGUCCUCCUGCUCCUGCUGGGCUCCCUGGCCGCCUACUGCCACAGAAGUCAAAACUUGUAUAAGAAGAAUCUCUAUGCAGAAGCGAUAAGAGAUGCCAGCAGCCGCGCUGACAAUGAGAACGUGACACCUACUAGCAACAAGUCUCGGUUUGCGGUUGUUAAGGAGUGUAACAGUUCUCUGGAGACUAAAGCGGUUGAUCUAAUUGAGUGUGAGACAACAGAUCCUCAUCCUGCCUGUCCUUCAGAAUAUGUGGAAGAACAGCCUAUAACAUACAUCAAAGCAGCAGAGACUUUUGCAGAAGAGGAGAAAGAACAAGGCUGUCGACAAGAGGUUCCUGUUGGUGAGAAAUCGCAUCAGCCCAUGGGAGCAGCGAAAGGCCCUUCCCAGGCUCCCUGGAGCAUCCACCCCAAGCCCCCGCUGGAAAGGGAGCCCUGCGAGCUUGCCCCAGCCAGCCUGCUGAUGCAGCCAGACUAGAAGCAGCCUGGGUUUGAGUGGGAAAAGGAGGAAGGAUGAAGUCAGUAGAGAACGGGAACUCAUGAAACACUGAAGCAACCCUCAUUUUUUCAUUAAAAUCUGCUUUAGGAAAAAAAACACAAAUCAAAACAGAACAGAGAAGUCCUUGCCACUCCUUCCCUGUCAUCUCUGCUUGGAAGAAUUACUGUGAGCAAUGUAUCAGCAAUGAGUACGCUAUAAGUAUCACUUCAAGGGUCACCGCUGCUAACUUCAUUAACUGCCUGCUAAAAGGACACUGAAGGGAAAACAGACUAGUGGGUGAUUUGUCAGAAAUAAGUAUUUUCUAAUGGAGUUUAUUGCAAGUAGUUUUCUUUACACAUACACAGAGUACAGAAAACUGCCUUGAAAAUGGGCCACAAACACAACUGCAGAGAAACUGGAAUGAGAGAUGAUGCAGGAAAAUGAGUUAAAAACGAAUCUUUUUAUUAAAAUAUUGUUCAUGGACAAUUUAAGCCUCUCCCCAGCACUGCUGUCAGGCCAGUGUAACUUCUUGGACUUCACCAGAGGUAUUCUUGUAUCUGCUUCUGUAAGUGAGCACCAAAUGGCGUCUUGCAUUUCUCAGAUUUGGUGGGCUGGAGGAUUGUUUGUGAACAUAUGGUAUUAAUGAUGGUCACAUCUAUUGAGGGGUAACAUUUGAGGGGAAAGGUGAUUCUUCCAUUAAAUUUUCCAGUCUACAGUGGUCCUUCAGAGCACAGGAUUGUUUCUGGACUGAGGCAAUGGGCCUGAGUCUGCUUUCAGCCCUGCGAGGAAGUAUGUGCUGGAGCUGUCCUUGCCUCACAGAAGCGUGGCUGGCAGCAAAACCUGGUCCAUUAUAUAGGACUUAGUGUGGGGAAAGGAGUCCAGCCAGUUGCUACUCCAAAAGAACAGGAGGAGUGGGACAAACAAAAAGCCGCCUCAGUUUGGACUAACUUCCACGUAACUGAUUUGUGCUGCCUGAUAAAAUCCAUGGGAUCAAUUGGAAAACAACACCAAUUUUUCUUGUAACUGGCUUUCUAAUAGCUACAGUUCCCUUCCAGUUAUUUACCAAGAACUAACUCACUUAUAAAGCUCUGUUGUAUGCAGACUUGUAGCUUAGUUGUUUAUCAUCUCAAGUGAUUUUCAUCACUGGUCUUGACUCCCUAAGGUUGUUUUCAGAAGGUUUGGGAAGAUAUCUGGAAAUCAGCUAUAUUACUAAUAAAGUUUUAAUUGUAGGGGAUCUCUCAGUCCUCUGCCUUUGAAGCCUACUACUAUAAUUGUUGGACACCUUCUUUAAACUCCGCUACAGUGCCCACCACUAGUGUUCCUUGUAAUUCAUUAGCUGGAUAAUAGUGACAAAUGUUAUUAAUUUGUGUGCUUACCAUCCUGCUUUUUGUUUUUUUAGAAUUCUGCCAGGAAGGUAUGGGAUGUUGUCAUUCGGUUACGAGGUCUGUAGGCCAAUGAUGGGAAAGAGUAUUGAAAGGCUCUUACCUCUGGCCCAAAACAGUUACAUACUUGAGUAACUCUGUGGAGUCAGUUCUGAUUUAUGUUGGUGUAAAUAGUAAGAACUCAAUAGUAUUUGAGCCCAAGGUGUCUGAAUUACAAUAAAUAUAAUGCUCUGUUGUG